Molecule: messenger RNA, 1272 nt
Organism: Fomitopsis serialis
Lineage: Eukaryota; Fungi; Basidiomycota; Agaricomycetes; Polyporales; Fomitopsidaceae
Exons: 6
Source: RefSeq, a predicted model, not a curated record
AUGUGCUCGGAAUUACGACAAGUGACGUUGCCAAUGGGACUAGACCGCAAGCUAUUUGAAGAGAAAACGUACAGGAGUGCGAUGGAGGAAAUCACGAGCACAGAGAUGAUCUGGGUUGAAAGGUGCUGCCGCCAAGUGCAACGGGUGCGGGGAACAUGGGGCCCCGCUCCGGGACCGUCAACCGCCCUUGGUGCCAUCGGCUAUAUCAGUACCGGCGGUUCCGUGAAGGACAUCAUACUGGACGGGGAUGAGGGUGUGAAGGAGGCUGAUAUAACACCGUACGGCGAGGUGCAGAUCACGCCUGUUUUGGGAGGGCCCGGGAGGGGCAUGCGAGGCGUUGGCCGUGCGAUGUUCCCUCGCACUCCUGCUCCCAACGGCCACCCGCACGCUGCGCUCUCUCUGCGCGGGACGGGGCUUGUCUGCUCGCCAGCCUCGCCCCGGCUCUCUGAUCUCUGCCAUCGACGGUCUCCCGCAGCGGGCAGAACCGGGUCUGCCUCUGUUCGCCUGCAGUCGCGUGACGCAAUUAUCGCCUUUUUUGGAAAGAGCACACUCAUGCUGGAUGCAGCGAUCGCUCCGCUGGGCUCUUAUAAGACCCCCUCUCCACUUCCAACUCCCUCAUCCGCCCCUCCCGCGUUUUCCCACUUGUUUCGCCUCUGCAUCCAGCUUCUCAACCAGCCCAUACCCCAAUUUUGCCCAUCUGCAACCGUGCCUUCGCCGAGGCGGUCUGUCGCGGAGCAGCGCGCUAUGCCUCUGGCGAUCUUCCGGUUCAAGCUUCCAGGGCGUCGUCCUUCGCGUUGGGCCGUUUCCGUCUGUCGCGGCGCUCGUCCAGCAUGCAGACAUGCUGUGAGGCGAUGUACGCCCUGGCGGGCAUGCACCUUUCGUGGAGGUCGCUCGCUCGUGUCUCCCUCCCCAUCGAUGCGUUCGUUGCACGGCCCGGAAGCCCAUAAAUCUUCCUGGGGCCUCCAUGAUAGAUCGCCUAUCAAAUUGCUGUGCGGCUUUUUGCCCCUACCGAAGGUAUUUGCCCCUCCUCCGUACCUCGCACUGACCCGGGUUUGCCCGCUGGUCCUUGGCCUGUGUUAUCGAACACUGGGCAGUGGUGCAUGUAUGCAACCUGCCUCAGUCGACGGGCACAUCGACAUGACGGGCGGUACCUACCGCACCUGUUAUGGAUCUCCUGGAGCCUGCCCCCUCGCGACGUUCACGGGCCAGGAUGUUGCGAGUGGAGCAUGCAUGCACCCUCGGGUCUCGUCGCGGAACACCUCCUCAGCCACA